AUGCCUGGUUGCAGACCAAUUCAUGGUUGUGAUUUUCCAAGCACAGUUCAAAACCGUUCGAGCAUUGUGUAUAAAUCAUUCAUUUAUGUAUGCAAAAUGUUGCAUUUUGCAGAUGGAAUAAUACUAAAUGCUUUUACAAAUUUAGAAGCAGAUACAAUCAAGGCUGUGCAGAAAAAAGAAGCUAAGCUUCCUUCAAUCUACCUUAUUGGACCCAUCAUUCAAACUGAUUCAAGCAUUAAGGUAAGGGAAUCAGAAUUUUUUAUGGGUUGGUUAGAUAAUCAACCAUGUAACUCUGUUCUUUAUGUUUCAUUUGGGAGUGGUGGAACAUUAAAUCAAGAACAAAUUUUUGAGCUUGCAUUGGGUUUGGAAUUAAGUGGAGUUAAAUUUUUAUGGGUUGUGAGGGCCCCAAAUAAAUCACCAAAUGGUGCUUAUCUUAAGGAAAUGAUGAAAAAUAAAGAUGUUGAUCCAAGAGGUAGGAAUCAUGCUUCACCAUACUUUAAAAGUAAUCAAUGUGGUUAA
Medicago truncatula (barrel medic) is the source of this 519-nucleotide messenger RNA. Its product is annotated as hydroquinone glucosyltransferase. The coding region runs from base 1 to 519 and encodes 172 amino acids. Lineage: Eukaryota; Viridiplantae; Streptophyta; Magnoliopsida; Fabales; Fabaceae. The record is from RefSeq and is a predicted model, not a curated record. The transcript has a single exon.